Camellia sinensis is the source of this 1053-nucleotide messenger RNA. Lineage: Eukaryota; Viridiplantae; Streptophyta; Magnoliopsida; Ericales; Theaceae. The record is from RefSeq and is a predicted model, not a curated record.
AUGGAGCAGAAGGAUAAAGAAAUCAAACGCUUAACGCAGCUGGUCAUCGACUUAGAAUGCGAUAAAACAAUUCUUCAGGAUCUUUACGAUGACCAGUCAGUCCACAUUGUCACACAGGCUGUGGCAGAAAAGCAACCCCCUAGCCCAAUGCAACACAAUAUUAGCCCACCUUCUAGGGUCAAGCGUAUAAAGGAAAACGAUCGCAAACAACAUCGCUUGCCUGACUUCCAGUACCCAGACUUACCUGGCCAAAAGCAGCCCCAUCCAGUUGAAAUGGUUGAAGAUGUGGAGAAACACCCACCAGCGAAGCAGCCAAAAAAAUUAUCCUUGACUAACAAGUUCAAAGUCUGGAGCAAGAUGUCCAAACAAGACAAACAAAAGGUCCAAGCUUUACAAAAAAGUGGAGGCGAUGAGCUGCUGUUGUGGAAAGGAGAUUCAAAGGCUACACAUGUGUAUUUUGAUGACAUUGUCAACCUUAUCAAGGAGGAAUUAAUACACAGCAAUCUCAUAGAUGCAUAUGCUGAACUGUUGCAUGAACAACAAGAGGUGGUCAACCCAACUUCAGAUGAAGCCUCAUUGAUCUUCACGAGCAUGUGUUUGAAAGUGAUACGAGAGUACCAUCCUCGCAAAAGGAGUAAACACAUUGAUGCACAUGUCAAAAACUACCAAGGAGAGAGAUACCUACUAUUCUCAUUGCAUCAUGAGUACCACUGGACGAUAGUUGUGUAUGAUGCUAAAGACAAUUUGUGGAGGCAUUACAACUCAUUGCGCCCAAGAACAAGCAUACAUAACCCGCAUAUCGACCAAGCACAGGAAGUUAGGAAGUACAUUGAGCAUGUUGUGAGCGUUAUUGGCGAGUCAUCACCGCUAUACACUAAGUUAGCAGGCCAAAAUCCAGCACAACCAAUCAAAAGUGUUGAUGUUUGUCCUCAGCAAGGCGACGACUCGUAAGCCUCACUACUUUUUUUUCAAAUCCUCCAUAACCAUUAUGCAAAUAUUUAUGUCAACUGCUAAUCAAAACCAUUUCGCAUUUACAGAGUGGACUGCGGACCU